Molecule: messenger RNA, 1932 nt
Organism: Sorghum bicolor (sorghum)
Lineage: Eukaryota; Viridiplantae; Streptophyta; Magnoliopsida; Poales; Poaceae
Product: GDSL esterase/lipase At5g45910
Exons: 3
Coding region: 461-1612 (383 amino acids)
Molecular function (GO): hydrolase activity, acting on ester bonds
Source: RefSeq, a predicted model, not a curated record
CUGCCCAUCAAAGCCACCCAAACAAAUCUUCCAUUCCUCAUCACCAUCCAUCCACCAUGCCAAUGCCAUGCUCUCCCUAGUCCAAGUAUUGCAGUGCAAGAGCCCAUCCAUCAUACCCAUGCAUUGGCCAAUGGCCAUGAAUGGCCAUGGCCAGCCACAAACAGAUCAAACGGUGUUGAAUAGUACCCUGUACAGAGAGAGAGAGAGAGAGAUUAAAAAAAUAUAUAAAAGGGCUAGGAGUAACUAAUAAACAAACACAGCAAGCAAGCAAACAGAGGCAUAAUUAGCACCACCUUGUAAGGUGUAAUCCAUGUGCCUACCCCUGCUAUAUAACAAUCCAAACCCCCUCUCAGCAGCUGCUGCCUGCUUUUUGCCUUACUCUCUCUUUCUUUCACACAAUCCCACUACUUGUUAGUUUGGUUUUCUCUUUACUUCCUCAUUGGUGAGUAGUGUCCUGGCCAUGGCGUCGAGGAGGAGGGGCUUCUCGGGCCUGCCGCCGCCGGCGUGCCUGCCGGUGGUGGUGCUCGUCGUGUGCCUGGCAGCCGCCGUGGCGGUGUCGGGCGAGCCGCUGCCGCAGUACUACAAUGCCAUCUUCAGCUUCGGCGACUCCUUCUCCGACACGGGCAACUUCGUCAUCAUCAACUCCGGCAAGCUGCCCAACAUGCCCAAGUUCCCGCCGCCGUACGCCAGGUGCUCCAACGGCCGCCUCGUCAUCGACUUCCUGGCCGAGGCGUUCGGUCUUCCUCUCCUCCCACCGUCGGCGAACAAGGGCACCAACUUCAGCCAGGGCGCCAACUUCGCGGUGAUGGGGGCGACAGCGCUAGACCUGAAAUACUUCAAGGACAACAACGUGUGGAGCAUCCCUCCGUUCAACACCUCCAUGAACGUGCAGCUCGAGUGGUUCCAAGAAGUGAAGCAGAGCAUCUGCCCAUCGGACCCAUCCACCUGCCGCGCGCUCUUCGCCAAGUCCCUGUUCGUGUUCGGCGAGUUCGGCGGCAACGACUACAGCUUCGCGUGGAAGGCGGACUGGUCGCUGGAGAAAGUGAAGACGACGCUGGUGCCCGCCGUGGUGGCCUCCCUGGUGAGCGGCGUGGAGCGGCUGCUCGACGAGGGCGCCCGCCACGUCGUGGUCCCCGGGAACCUCCCCGCCGGCUGCAUCCCCAUCACGCUCACCAUGUACCCGUCCGAGGACAGGUCCGAGUACGACCCGCGGACCGGGUGUCUGAAGAAGUACAACGCCGUGGCGCUCUACCAUAACGCCAUGCUCCGUAUCGCGCUGGAUCGUCUCCAGCGACGGCGGCCGGAGUCACGCAUCGUCUACGGUGACUACUACACGCCUUACAUCCAGUUCGCGCGCACCCCGCACCUCUACGGGUACAAGCGCGGCGCUCUGCGUGCGUGCUGCGGCGGCGGCGGGCCGUACAACUACAACAUGAGCGCGUCGUGCGGGCUCCCCGGCGCCACCACCUGCGAGGACCCCGACGCGCACGUCAGCUGGGACGGCAUCCACCUCACCGAGGCGCCCUACCGCUUCAUCGCCAACACCUGGGUCAAGGGCCCCUACGCGCACCCGCCGCUCGCCACCGUCGUCAUCGAGGACAUGGUCGACUGACUCACUCACUCACUCAUAUUAGUUGUAUAACGUGAAUUCCAUUUCUUCAUCUUCGUCUUCAUGUAUAUUGGGGAUCCGAACGGAUGAUCGGAGUACAAAUUUGAAAAAUCGGUUAGGGUUUUCUUGUGUUCUCGUCAUGCCGCACCUGUGUGCCUGCCCUUGCCCUCUGCUCCAAUCGAGCGAGCGGUUUUGCCGUUUUGGUGUCGUUGCUGCUGCUGCUGCUGCUGGCUUGCUGCUGCCGUGCAGUGUGAUACGGAGUAUACUUGUUGUUUGGGCAUAGAGAUCAGAUCAAUGAAGAAAACAACUCUGUUUUGAUGGUU